Molecule: messenger RNA, 2496 nt
Organism: Indicator indicator
Lineage: Eukaryota; Metazoa; Chordata; Aves; Piciformes; Indicatoridae
Gene: REPS1
Product: RALBP1 associated Eps domain containing 1
Exons: 20
Coding region: 1-2394 (797 amino acids)
Biological process (GO): endosomal transport; endocytosis
Cellular component (GO): cytoplasm; plasma membrane
Molecular function (GO): calcium ion binding; protein binding
Source: RefSeq, a predicted model, not a curated record
AUGGAGGGCCUGACGCUGAGCGAGGCGGAGCAGCGCUACUACUGCGACCUCUUCUCCUACUGCGACACCGAGAGCACCAAGAAAGUGGCGUCCAACGGGCGAGUCCUGGAGCUCUUCCGCGCCGCGCAGCUGCCCAACGACGUGGUCAUGCAGAUCAUGGAGCUCUGUGGCGCAACAAGACUUGGCUAUUUCGGAAGAAGUCAAUUUUACAUUGCUUUGAAACUUGUUGCUGUGGCCCAAUCUGGUCUCCCUCUAAGAGUGGAAAGCUUAAAUACAGUAAAAGACCUCCCUCUUCCCAGAUUUGUUGUGUCAAAGAAUGAACAAGAAUCAAGACAUACAGCCUUGUAUUCUUCAGAUGCUGAUAACUCAGCUUCGUAUUCAGGUGUGAUUCCUCCUCCACCUGGCAGGAUACAAGUCAAAAAAGGCUCUGUGAGCCAUGAUGCAGUUCAGCAACGUACAUCAACUGAUCAACAGGAGUCCACAUCUCCAGUUGUUUCACCACAGCAAUCCCCACCAACCUCUCCACAUACAUGGAGGAAGCACAACCGCCAUCCCAGCGGAGGGAAUAAUGAACGACCUCUUGCUGGACCUGGGCCUUUUUGGGCUCCAUUUAGUGAAGCACAACCAGGCUCAUCUACUUCUAGUGAUCCCAUAUGGUCUGGCCACUCACCACCACCCCAUCAAGAAAACUGGGUCAGUUUUGCAGAUACCCCACCAACCAGUGCUCUUUUAGCCAUGCAUCCUGCUUCUGUCCAGGACCAGACAACAGUCCGAACUGUAGCAUCAGCUACAACAACAAAUGAAAUUCGUAGGCAAUCAAGUAGUUACGAUGAUCCCUGGAAAAUAACUGAUGAACAAAGGCAGUAUUAUGUUAAUCAGUUUAAAACCAUUCAACCAGAUCUAAAUGGAUUUAUACCAGGGUCUGCAGCUAAAGAAUUUUUCACUAAAUCAAAACUACCUAUUCUUGAGCUUUCUCAUAUUUGGGAACUAUCAGAUUUUGAUAAAGAUGGUGCAUUGACACUGGAUGAGUUCUGUGCUGCAUUUCAUCUGGUAGUUGCUAGGAAGAAUGGGUAUGAUUUGCCAGAAAAGUUACCUGAAAGUUUAAUGCCCAAACUGAUUGACUUGGAAGACUCGACAGAAGUGGGAGAACAGACUGGUGAGGUAGGUUACUCCAGCUCUCCAGCAGAAGCACCUCCAAGCAAGUCUCCAUCAAUGCCAUCCCUAAACCAGACCUGGCCUGAAUUGAAUCAGAGCAGUGAGCAGUGGGAGACAUUUAGCGAACGCUCUUCAAGCUCACAAACUCUGACCCAAUUUGAUUCUAACAUUGCACCAGCUGAUCCUGACACUGCAAUUGUCCACCCAGUUCCCAUAAGAAUGACUCCAAGCAAAAUCCACAUGCAGGAAAUGGAGCUUAAAAGAACUGGAAGUGAUCAUGCUAACCCUACUAGCCCACUACUUGUGAAACCACCUGAUCUCCCAGAAGAAAAUAAAAUGAGUUCAUCUGUAAAAUUUACAGCUGGAAAUACAGUUACAGACGGUUACAGCAGUUCAGACUCCUAUACUUCAGAUCCAGAGCAGAUUGGAAGCACUGUUACACGGCAACGAUCGCAUUCAGGAACGUCUCCAGAUAACACUGCCCCGCCGCCACCACCUCCAAGGCCUCAUCCUUCUCACUCUCGAUCAUCAUCUUUAGAUAUGAACAGAUCCUUUUCAGUUACCCCAGGACAGCAACAAACUGGAGUUGUUGCCUAUCCCCCUGCAGUGCCUCCAAGACCACAGCCUUCACAGGGUGCAGGUCCUCAUGUGCAUCGCCCAGUAGAUGCUGAAGGCCUGAUAGCUCAUACCAGUACCUCACCUCAACAGAUACCAGAACAGCCAAAUUUUGCAGACUUCAGCCAGUUUGAGGCAUUUGCUGUUUCAGGUGUAAACAAAGAGGAAGAAGAUGAAAUUGAAACGCACUCAGAAGUGUUGCAGGUUGAAAAGUCCUCUGAUUCUGCAAGUUCUCUUAGAGUUGCCAAAGCAGAUGGAAGAGUUGAAGACAAAGCACCUGCUAAUGUCCCCACUAGUGCGGGUAAAGGCACUACCCCACUUGCUCCACCACCAAAGCCUAUUCGCAGAAGAUUAAAAUCAGAAGAUGAGCUAAGACCUGAAGCUGAGGAACAUACACAGAAAACAGGUGUCAUAGCUGCUGUUCUUGCUUCACAGCCAUCUAUUCCUAGAUCAGUGGGGAAAGACAAGAAGGCAAUUCAGGCAUCAAUCAGACGUAACAAGGAAACCAACACUGUUUUGGCCAGAUUGAAUAGUGAACUACAGCAGCAACUAAAGGAUGUUCUUGAAGAGAGAAUCUCCCUGGAAGUCCAACUGGAACAACUUCGACCCUUCUCUCACCUCUAAGCCUACUGCCGUUAACUGUGAAUUUACUAAUUAUGAAAGGGGUAUUGGUUUCAAAGCCUAUUUAAAGAUUCAUGCAUCUAGCUCAGUGCACUCUACAUUAAA